Molecule: messenger RNA, 1728 nt
Organism: Effrenium voratum
Lineage: Eukaryota; Dinophyceae; Suessiales; Symbiodiniaceae
Source: the annotation of a GenBank genome assembly
AUGUACGUGGUCUCUUUUGCAGACUUUAUGAACAUGAGGUCAGUUCAAUCGCACCAGGAGCUCGUGUCUCAAGGACUUCUGGUGGAGUUUCAAUCUCAGAUGGGCGAUGCCUUUUUUGUCUCACAUCAGUGGACCGGAUCUGCACAUCCAGAUCUCAAGUUUGAGCAACUGCGGGUUCUUCAGAGGGCCUUCGACUAUCUUAUGGGAGGGCAGACACUUUUGAAGUCGACCCAUAUGUCCUAUGCUAUGCUGGGUCAUGGAGAAUACAUUUCAACCAAGGACUGGCACAGCCACUUCAUGUUCAUUUGGUACGAUUACUUUUCAUGCCCACAGCUGGUGUCGCGCAGUGCAGAGCAAGCAAUUUUGCCGGAUUUGCAAAAUGCCGUGCAGAGUAUCAGCAGCUAUGUCCAGAAAUCCAAAUAUUUCUUGGUGCUAGUUCCCUCUGUGCAUGCAGAUACCGGGGAACUCUUGUCACGGGAAAGUUGGCAAAGACGUGGUUGGUGCAGAUUCGAACGUGCGUGCAGAGAGUUUCUGUCAGAAGAUGCCAAUAUCGCGGUCAUUGAGAGCGUGCACCGUUCCUACGUGAUGACACCCUUUGACUCGUGGCUAAAGCCUGCGUGCAUGGGAGAAUUCACUGUCGAAGGUGACAGGGACAAGGUGGAACAUCAGGUUUCUGGGAUGCUACAUUCGAAGCUCAUUUCUCUCCUGGAGAACGCAAACCUGCACGGCUUUCGCAUGGUGCUGAACCUGAAGCACAUUUAUUUGCGGAGGAGCCAGCCAGGUCAGUUUUCGGCCAAGGAUCCAGAGAGCUGCAAGCUGAAGCUCGCGGACUUCAUGAAAGAGAACGGCUUUGAGAAGCUGAGUGAACGUCAAUGCGGUUGGAGCCCCGCAUGUUUUGCCGCUCUCCGCGGUGAUCCGCAUGUCCUGAAAGAAAUGCUGGAUAUGCGAGUGGACGUGGAUGAACGAGUGCAAGCCAACGAACAACGAUAUCACAUCGAGAAGGGCAUGUCGUUGCUGAGCAUUUGUGCCCAGUUCAGCAACAACUCUGCCAUGGCUAUGCUCAUCGAGAUGCGAGCCAAUGUGAAUCAACAAGACAGCGUUGUUAAGGGCACUCCUCUGCUUCGCGCUGGCAUGGGAAACAAUGCGGAAGGUGUGCAGAUGCUGGUCCAGGCUGGAUGCAACCACUGCAUCUUGGAUGGGUUUGGGCACACUGCCCUGGUGCCGGCCUGUGCGUUUGGAGCCAGAGACAGUGCGCGGGCGCUGCUCGCUGCUUUCCCCAACAUUGACAGAGCGAAAGCAUUGCAUUUUGCGGUGGUGGCAGAGGGACAAGCUGAACUCACCAUACCAGAGUUGUUGGGAGCAGGUGCAAACAUCAACGAAAAGCUCCAGUUUACCCCGGGAAUGCGAAUUCAGUUCCGGCUUCUGGCGAAGCUGGCGAAGUGGUUGGAUGCGCGUCACGGCCGUGACCUCCACUUCUUCCUCACAAAUUUGAUGGGCGCGACUCCCCUCAUUUGCAGCUUAGCCAGUUGCAACUUCAGCGCCUCUGCCAUUCUCAUCGCAGCAGGUGCUGACGCGACGAUGAGAAACUCCGCAGGCAACACAGCUUUGGAUGUGGCCCAAGCCGUUCGAGCUCCGAACGUGGUUCUGCGGGGGCUGCAAGGUGAUACGACGGCAUGCGACCACUACGUGGGUCCGAAGAUUGCUGAUAGGAUUUGGGUGUCGAUUUAG